Acaromyces ingoldii is the source of this 1012-nucleotide messenger RNA. Its product is annotated as mitochondrial carrier. NCBI's taxonomy places the organism in Eukaryota, Fungi, Basidiomycota, Exobasidiomycetes, Exobasidiales, Cryptobasidiaceae. The record is from RefSeq and is a predicted model, not a curated record. Gene Ontology annotation, cellular component: mitochondrial inner membrane. Gene Ontology annotation, molecular function: S-adenosyl-L-methionine transmembrane transporter activity. Bases 68 to 1012 code for a protein of 314 amino acids. The transcript has 4 exons.
GGAAGAACGAGAAACAUUACGACUCGAGAGCGGAAAGCAGAAAGAAGAGGGAGAGGUCAGGGUAACAAUGACGAGCAUGGACGAUGGCGGCACGGCGUCCUUGCCUCGCCGCCGCGCUGCUGCACCCUCGUACAGCACCUCGCUGCUCGCGGGCGCGCUGAGCGGGCUGACGGUGGAUCUGCUCUUCUAUCCCAUCGACACGCUCAAGACACGCAUGCAGUCGCGCCAGGGCUUCCUCGCCGCCGGUGGCUUCACGGGCAUCUACCGCGGCAUCGGAAGCGUCGCCGUGGGCAGUGCGCCGGGCGCGGCGGCUUUCUUUGUCGUGUACGAGCGCAUGAAGCCGGUGUUGACGGACCUCACCGGCCAGCCCGACGGGUCCGCCCUCGUGCACAUGACGGCCGCAAGCACAGCCGAGGUGGCAGCAUGCAUGAUCAGGGUCCCGACAGAGGUCAUCAAGUCGCGCCAGCAGACGUCGGCAUAUGGCACAAAGACGUCGUCAGCCCAGGCCUUUCGCGCAGUGAUGCGAGAGGCGGGCCCGCGGGGCUACUAUAGAGGCUUCGCCGGCACUGUAGGGCGAGAGAUCCCGUUCACCUGCAUUCAGUUCCCCCUCUAUGAGCACCUAAAGCUGCGAAUGGCACGGUCGCCCUUCUUCUCCGGCCGGGAGGGCGCUGCUUCGGAGAAAGGGCACUCGCGGUCAAUACCGACCUGGCAGGCCGGGCUAGCAGGCAGCAUCGCUGGUGCGAUUGCAGCGGGACUCACGACGCCGCUGGACGUCGUCAAGACACGCAUCAUGCUCGAGCGGCGCGCACACAAUGUCGCGCCAGCCGAACCCCUCUCCAGUCCAACGGGCGUCAACACCAAAAUCAUCCCCACCUUGACGCACAUCUUUCGAAACGAGGGUCCAGCGGCCCUCUUUUCUGGCUUUGUGCCCCGCACCCUCUGGAUCGGCCUGGGCGGCGCCGUCUUCCUGGGCACCUUUGAGGCUGGUGUCAAGCUGCUCGAGGCUGCGUGA